UUCAAAUCAGCUGAUUGUCGUUUUCGUGAAUGAACGAACGACAAUAAAAAAGGAAUAUAUGCGAAAAUAUUCUAACCUUAUCAGAUUGAUAAUUUACAAAGGCGCUCAGUGGUUAUUUAUAAAUGAGCGCUAAGCGAAAAUAAAAGCUGUGUAAACAUAUAGUAUUCGCGCAUAGAAUUAAUAAUAAUUAGAAAAUAAUACGAAACGACACGUGUGAUGCAAGGUGUAGGAACAACGACGACGGAAUUUCAACAGCCGGAACCCCAUCAUCUUCAGCAACAACAGUCGCAAACACCGUCACGUCGGAAGCAGCAAGUGCCCAUGAAUGAGGUAAAGGAUUGGCGACCAUUCGUUUAUGGUGGACUUGCGUCAAUCACAGCGGAAUUUGGUACUUUUCCGAUUGAUACAACAAAAACGCGCCUCCAAAUUCAAGGUCAAAAAAUUGAUCAAACAUUUUCGCAAUUGCGGUAUCGUGGAAUGACUGACGCAUUCAUUAAGAUAUCGCAAGAGGAGGGACUAAAAGCGCUAUACUCGGGCAUUUGGCCGGCUGUACUGCGUCAGGCAACCUAUGGCACCAUUAAAUUCGGCACCUACUACACACUCAAGAAGUAUGCUAAUAAUCAUGGUUUGCUAAUCGAUCGUGAAACGGGCGCUGAACGUGUAUGGGCGAAUAUUUUGUGUGCGGCAACAGCGGGUGCAGUUUCAUCUGCGAUUGCCAAUCCCACCGAUGUGCUGAAAGUACGCAUGCAAGUGCACGGGAAAGGAGUGCAUAAGCAUGGUUUGCUGGGCUCAUUUCUAGAAAUCUAUCGGUAUGAGGGUGUGCGCGGCCUAUGGUGUGGCGUUGGCCCCACCGCACAACGUGCCGUUGUUAUUGCCUCAGUCGAGUUGCCUGUUUAUGAUUUCUGUAAAAUGCAGUUGAUGAAUGCGUUUGGCGAUCAUGUAGCUAAUCACUUCAUUUCAAGCUUUAUUGCCAGUUUGGGCAGCGCUAUUGCCUCGACACCUAUAGAUGUGAUAAGGACCCGUCUUAUGAAUCAAAAACACUUAACAAUUGUAGAUGGUGUAGCGGUGGGGAGAACCCCAAAGCUUUACAAAGGUAGUUUUGAUUGUGCGGUGCAAACCGUCCGCAAUGAAGGUAUGCUAGCGCUCUACAAAGGAUUUAUACCCACAUGGGUGCGCAUGGGCCCAUGGAAUAUUAUAUUCUUCAUUACCUACGAACAACUGAAGAAACUCUGAAUCAUUUAAUCCCCAUCAUUAAACAGUACAAGCCGCAUUUAAAAGGACUAAUUAAAAAGCAAACAUCAUGCAUAGUUAAUUUAAAAACAUAUGAAGCCAAAAAGCAUAUUUAGUUUGUAAGCUUAUAGGAGCAAACUAUUUAUAUUGAAGUGUAGCACACAGAUAUUAAUACAAAGUAGUAGGGAACUUUAAAUACAUAAUUUUAGUAACAUACAUAUGUGUGGAUGUGUAAAAGUGCGCUGUGUAGGCAAAUGACAACUUUAAAAAUAUAAUAUGUAGGACAUUAGUUAGUAUGACAAAAAAUUGUAAUUUGUACUUUGAUAUGUAGCAAGAAAAUUGCUAGUACUAGUUAAUAGCUCGCGUGGAAUAAAAUAAAAUACUACUGCUGUUGUGCACAAUUAUUGCCAUUUGGCGCAAAACAUUGUUAACUAUUUGUUAAACUAGUGUUAAGCUGCUACAUAUUUUCAUUUAGUGUUCAGGUGGUUAAAAUGUAUUAUAAAUGGCAUGCACCUACAUACAUAUAGAAACAUGUACGGUUUGAAUUUUAACAAACAAGUAUACUAAAAAGUUUUGGGUCACUCGCAUUGUCAAAUUCAACUACAUACAUAAAAUGUAUUAUUUCUUUUACUUGCAUUUUCUGAUUCUCUUACUCUUAAGCUUUUUAUAAAAAACAUUAGUUUAUCCAAUUAAUAUUUGAUAUUUUUUUUAUUAAAAAUGCACUGGGAA
Rhagoletis zephyria (snowberry fruit fly) is the source of this 1959-nucleotide messenger RNA. It is a transcript of the gene Bmcp, whose product is annotated as uncoupling protein Bmcp mitochondrial. The record is from RefSeq and is a predicted model, not a curated record. Lineage: Eukaryota; Metazoa; Arthropoda; Insecta; Diptera; Tephritidae. Gene Ontology annotation, biological process: transmembrane transport.